This is a messenger RNA of Thamnophis elegans (Western terrestrial garter snake), 16269 nucleotides long. RefSeq names its product SCO-spondin-like. NCBI's taxonomy places the organism in Eukaryota, Metazoa, Chordata, Lepidosauria, Squamata, Natricidae. Gene Ontology annotation, molecular function: peptidase inhibitor activity; protein binding. Gene Ontology annotation, cellular component: extracellular matrix. The record is from RefSeq and is a predicted model, not a curated record. Bases 1 to 16269 code for a protein of 5422 amino acids. The transcript has 106 exons.
AUGGCAGUGGAUGAUGGGCGCUGGUGCGAGAGGCUGGUCCAAGUGCGGGAGGAAGACGUGGUGAGCGUCCGACGGGAAGACGUGGUGCCUUGCGUGGAGGUUUAUCACUACACCAGGGCCGGUUGGCACCUCGACAGGGACAGGACCCGUCGAGACUCUGGGCCAGGGGGCACCCUGUGCUACAUUUACAAGAACGAGGACCCCGGGCCCGUCGCUUGGAACCGGACGGUGCGGGCAUGCUGUGACGGUUGGACGGGGCCCCAUUGCAGCGAGGGAACGGCGUCGGCGGGCUUCUGUUUCUCCACCGGGCAGUGCCAGGAUGGGCCCGGCCUGCAAAACCUCUCCCUCUUCGGCAUGUCCGAAUGCUGCAGCCUCUCCUGGGGACGCAGUUGGCGAAAUGCCACUUCCGGGCUCUGCUUUACCUGCUCUAGGGAGCCCCUGAAAGGCACUGUGGCUUCACCGUCCCUGCUCCGGCCACCUGCCCCAUCGGUGCUUCUGGCUCGACAGAAGUACCAUAAUCCCCCCUUUGCCACCUGCCUCACCUGGGACGGUUUGCACUACCGCACUUUCGACGGGAAACAUUUCCGCUUCGGGGGGAACUGCACCUAUGCCCUGGCUGCGGCUUCCGACGGCACCUGGGCCGUCUACAUCUCCUCGGGCAGCAGCGGCUGCGUGCCGGGCCUGUGCCGACGGGAUCUCCGCAUCCUUUUCGGACUCGACUUGGUGACGGUUCAGGGCCGCAACAUCUCGCUUAACGGCAUCGUGGUGCCCGAGAGGGAACCACUCCUGCGAAAGGGGAUCAGUAUCUGGUGGCUGGGGGACUUCCUUUUUGUGGACAGUGGCCUGGGAGUCCGGGUCAAAUUUGACGGACACAGCACAGUGUACGUCACUGUAGGGGCCGCCCUGCAAGAUGCCACGCGCGGGCUGUGCGGCGUCUACAACGACAACCCUGCAGAUGACUUCCAGCGUGUGGAAGGGGAUGUGGUCACGCUGGCGGCCAGCUUUGGCAAUUCGUGGCGCAUUCCAGAGCCUGGGCUGAGUCCAUGCAGUGACGCCGCAGAGGAACCGCACCGCUGCAACGCUAUGCAGGACGGCGAUGUUCGGGAGGCUGCUGAGGCUACUUGCAAAAAGCUAUUCUCUAGUCCUUUCAGCCAGUGUCAUACGCAGGUGGAUCCCCAUAGUUUCUACGACACCUGCAAGUACUUGUUGUGCAGCCGACGGGCAGGGCCCAUCUCCGCUUGUGAGACCUUUGCCAGCUACGCCCGCGAGUGUGCCCAGCGAGGAACCUUCAUCAGUUGGAGAAGGGCUGGUUUUUGUGAGAAGCCAUGUGGUCCGGGACAGCGCUACACGGAUUGCGUGUCGUUCUGUCCGUCCAGCUGCGCAGCAGUGGGCAGGGCGGCUGGAGACCACUGCCGACAGGAGUGCGUGAGCGGCUGCGAAUGCGUCCCGGGACUCUAUCUGGAGGAGGGGUCUUGUGUCCCUCAAAGCCAGUGCCCCUGUUUCCACCGACGGCAGAAGUUCCGCAUGGGAGAGACGCUACAACAGCGCUGCAACCUGUGCACGUGCCGAGGGGGUCAGUGGGUCUGCUCGCAGGAUCGGUGCGCCGGGGAGUGCAUCCUCCAUGGACGUCUUCAUUACCUGACCUUCGACGGGAAGCGUUACUCCUUCCGUGGGGUCUGCCACUAUAUCCUCGUGCAGGAUUUUGUAGAUGGGAAAAUUCAGAUCCAGGCAGAGAACGAGCCAUGCGGGAACCAGGGAGCUGUCAGCUGUCUACGGGCUGUGACUGUCACUGUUCAGAAGACCUCGGUCCGGCUUUCCUUCACAGGUGAGAUCGAGGUGAAUGGCCAGGACAUCACCCUCCCAUUUGGUAACGCCGACCUGACUAUUCGCCGCGCCUCCUCCGCCUUCCUGCUCCUCCAGACCUUUGGGGCUCACCUGCUCUGGGGCCUGGAGUUCCCUGCUGCCUACAUCACUCUGCAGCCCACUUUCGCCCACAAGGUCCGAGGCCUUUGCGGGACCUACAACUGGAACCAGCAGGAUGAGUUCACCACCUCAGAGGGCGACGUGGAGCCUGGCGUGGCUGCUUUCGCCCACAAGUUCCAACUCCCCCAUGCCUGUCCCCCCACCGCCGACACCCUCUUCGACUCCUGCAGCACGUACGCCCAACGGCGGCAAUACGCCGAGACGGCUUGUGCGGCCAUCCACAGCUCGCCCUUCCAGCUCUGUCACAACCUAGUGGAGCGGGAACCUUUCUACCAGCUUUGUCUGGAGGACGUGUGCAGCUGUUCAGCCGAGGACGACUGUCUUUGUGGUGCCCUGGCUGCCUACGCCCACCAGUGUGCUCAGGAGGGAGCCCUCAUGGCCUGGAGGAACCGGAGCUUCUGCCCGGUGCAAUGCUCCGGGGGCCAGGUCUACCGAGAAUGUGCCACCCCCUGUGGAAGAACCUGCACCGACCUCCCCACGGAAAAAUUUGGCAACUGCAAGGACCUCCACCCUGCCUGCGUGGCUGGAUGCAACUGCCCAGAAGGCCUGGUGCUGGACCAUGAAGGGCAGUGCGUCCAGCCGGCCAUGUGUCCUUGCCUGCACCAGGAGAAGGCUUACCCACCCGGCAGCAAGAUCCAGAGGAGUUGCAACAGCUGUGUUUGUGUGAACGGGGCCUGGAGUUGCACAGAGGAUACCUGUCCCGGUGCAGUGCUUUGUCCUGGAGAAUUGGUCUACGCCUUCAACGCUUGCCUCCUCACCUGCGAGAGUCUCCUGAGCAAUCUCAGCUGCGACAGCGCCUCCGAUGGCUGUGUAUGCCCUCCUGGCACUGUCUUCCUGAACGAGCACUGCGUGUCCCCAGAGGAAUGCCCCUGUCACCACAACGGCCACCUCUACCAGCCCAACGAGACCAUCGCCAGGGAUUGCAACACUUGCAUUUGCAGAAAGCAGCACUGGGAAUGCAGCCGCCACCACUGUGCGGCAACCUGCGUAGCCACUGGAGAUCCGCACUACAUCACCUUUGACGGGCGGGUGUACACAUUCCUGGGGGACUGCGAGUAUGUCCUGGUCCGCGAGAACAGCGGGGCCUUCACCGUCACUGCUGAGAACGUACCUUGCGGCACCAGCGGCACCACCUGCACCAAAUCUGUGGUAGUGCUGAUGGGCAGCAUGACAGUUCACCUACUCCGCGGAAAGGACGUGACAGUGAAUGGUGUCUCAGUGCGGCCACCCAAGACCUACAGUGGAAACGGGCUGACCUUGGAGAGAGCUGGACUUUUUCUGGUGCUUCUCACUCAGAUGGGGUUGACGGUCCUCUGGGAUGGAGGCACUCGUGUCUACAUCAAACUGGAAGCCAAGUACCAAGGCCGAGUGGCAGGACUCUGUGGGAAUUUUGACGGCGACGCAGAGAAUGACUUCUCCAGUCAACAAGGCAUUGUGGAACCCACGGCUGACCUUUUCGGCAACUCCUGGCGCAUCAGCCUUCUGUGUCCCGAAGUCAACGCCGAGGACUUUGAACAUCCCUGCACGGUGAAUUCUCACCGUGCAACGUGGGCUCGGAAACGCUGUGGGAUCCUCCUUCAAGAUCUCUUUGCCCGUUGCCGUGAGGAGCUGCCCUGCCAACAGUUCUACGAGUGGUGUGUUUUUGAUGCCUGCGGGUGUGACUCUGGAGGGGACUGUGAAUGCCUCUGCACGGCUAUUGCAACUUACGCCGAGGAGUGCAUCCAGAGAGGAGUCUCCGUACGCUGGAGAAGCCAGGAACUGUGCCCUCUACAGUGUGACCACGGGAUGGAGUAUAACCCCUGCGGCCCCGCCUGUCCGCCGACCUGCCAGAACUUUGGCCUGGAGCCCGCCGAGCACUGCCCCAUGGAGACGGCGUCCUGUGUGGAGGGGUGCUUCUGUCCGGAAGGCAAAGUGAUGCACGCUGGACGCUGUAUUGAUCCAUCGGAAUGCCCUUGCUUCUGGGAGGGCACCCUCUUCCCACUGGGGGCGCUGGUGAUGCAGGAGUGCAGGAACUGCUCAUGUGAGGCAGGCCUGUGGCAGUGUACCGCCCCUCUGGAGACUUGCCACACCCCUUCCCACUGCGCCGAAUUGGAGUUUGCUUGUCACACGGGUGGGCGCUGCAUCCCGAAGGCCUGGAUUUGUGACAAUGAAGAUGAUUGUCGAGACGGUUCGGAUGAAUUUUGUCCCUCGAGCUGCGCUCCAGACCAAUACCGGUGUGCCGGUGGGCAGUGCAUCCCCUGGGGGUACCGUUGCGAUGGCACCCCAGACUGCACUGACGGCUCAGAUGAAAAGGACUGCCCUUCACCUGGAUGCUCGCCGCAGGAGUUCCGGUGCGACAAUGGCCGCUGCAUCGCUCGCCAGGACCGUUGUGACGGGGAGCUGGAUUGUGGGUUUGCUGACCCCUCAGACGAAGCAGAUUGUGGACCAGCUUGUAGGCUGAGCGAGUUCCAUUGUGCGGCUGGGCGCUGCUUGCCAUACCUGCACCGCUGCGAUGGGCAUGAUGACUGCGGUGAUUUUAGUGAUGAACGUGACUGCACCUGCCCUCCUGGAGAGUUCCAGUGCCCGAGUGGUCAGUGCCUUCCCAAAGCUCUGGUUUGCGAUGGUCAGCAAAAUUGUCCCUCUGGCACGGAUGAGGCUUUCUGCCCAGGUCCGGUGAUGUGCGCUCCGGGCCAACUAGCUUGUCCAAAUGCCACUUGUGUGAGCCGUACGCAGGUGUGUGAUGGAGUACGCGACUGUGACGAUGGUACCGAUGAGGACCCGUCUCAGUGUCCAGGGAUACAGAGCACCCCUCUUGUGCCCACUAUUCCUCCAGCUUUUCCUGGAACCCAACAGCCUGUCGUCAAUAGGACCCUGGGGCCACCCUGUGGGCGAUACGAGUUCCACUGCCACAGCGGGGAGUGCCAGCCGCGGGGCUGGGUGUGUGACAACGAAGAGGAUUGCCUCGAUGGCAGUGAUGAGCUCCACUGCAACCGCACAUGUGAACUGGAUCAGUUCCCUUGUGCCCACGGGGCAGAGUGCAUCCACUACCAGCAGCUCUGUGACGGCAUCCCACACUGCCAGGACCAGUCCGAUGAGAGCAUUGACACCUGCGGCUCCACACAGAUCCCUCCUUGUCCCGGGUUCUUCAUCUGCAACGACCGGAUGUGCAUCAACGUAUCCCGGGUGUGCGACGGCUCGCCCGACUGCUCCCAGGGAGAAGAUGAGCUUGCCUGCGAAAUCCCGGUGGCUCCACCAGGCAGAAGGAAUCAGACGGUCGGACCAUGUCCAGAAUAUUCCUGCGGUGACGGCACCUGUAUUGCCUUCAAACAGGUGUGCAAUGGUCUGGCCAACUGCGCGGAUGGCACAGAGGCUUCAGGUUGGCUGCCCUCCGAUGAACGGGACUGUGGCCUCUGGACACCCUGGGCAGCCUGGAGCAUGUGCAGCCGCUCGUGUGGCACGGGACUCCAGAUCCGCCGGAGGAGCUGCACGCGGCGAGCAGACGACGUCCUCCGUCACUGCCUUGGAGAGGAGACCCAGGCCCAGCAGUGCUUCCUAGUGGCUUGCCCCGUUGAUGGCCAGUGGCGCGAAUGGGCCAUGUGGUCCAAUUGCACCGAGGACUGUCGCGGGGUGGUGGUGCGUCACCGCGAAUGCCUCCCAUCCCAGAAUGGAGGACGCCACUGCACUGAAGGGCCAGACGGAUCUGCCGGUUCGAUAGAAAUCCAGUUGUGUCAACGCGAGGACUGUCUCAAUGCCUCCACUUGCCCGGGAGAGCUAGUGAGCCAGAGGUGUGCCCCGUGUCCCACCUCCUGUACGGAGCUCUCUAGCCGUACAAGAUGCCGGAAGGACAGGCCCUGCCGACCAGGUUGCUGGUGUCCAGAAGGCCUGGUCUUGAAUAGUGAGCAACAGUGCGUCCGUCCGCGAGAGUGCCCUUGCCAAGUGGCCGGGGUCCGCUACUGGCCUGGCCAACUGGUCAAAGUCAACUGCCGGAUCUGCACUUGCCAGGAAGGACAGAUGAAACGCUGCCGACAGAACCCGGAAUGUACAGUGAACUGCGGCUGGUCAGCGUGGUCGCCAUGGGGUGAAUGUCUGGGUCCCUGUGGGGUGCAGAGUAUCCAGUGGUCCUUCCGUAGUCCCAAUAACCCCACCAAACAUGGCAACGGACGGCAGUGCCGGGGCAUUUACCGCAAGGCCCGGAGAUGCCAGACGGAGCCAUGCGAAGAGUGCGAACACCACGGCCGGACUCACGCCAUUGGCGACCGCUGGCGUUCGGGACAAUGCCAAGUGUGCCAGUGUUUGCCGAAUCUCACCGUCCAGUGCUCCCAGUACUGUCCCUACAGCGCGGUGGGCUGCCCCGAGGGCCGGGUGUUGGUAAAGGGCCGAGCGGACACCUGUUGUUACUGCAUGGAAGGGGGGGAGAACCAAACAGCCAUCCCGAGUGCUCUGCCUCUGGGACCUCUGGGGACCACCCAAGCCAGCUCUGCACCCUUUCCCACGGCUCCUCCACUCAGCACAUACCCCCUGCCUCCGCUCGGUGAUCUCUGCUAUGGUCCACUGGGCAUCGCAUCGCUGCCGGACGCCAGCUUCACCGCCUCUGCACAACAGCCAGAAAACCCGGCACAUGCCGCUCGACUCGGCCGCCUGCUGCCCGGGGCUGAUUUGCAGGGUUGGGCCCCACCAGCGGAAGUGUAUCCGGAGCUGCUCUCUCGGCCCCCCUUCCUCCAAGUGGAUUUGGGGGAGCCCAGGAACCUGACAGGAGUCGUGAUCCAAGGAGCAGGGACCUCCGAUGCCUAUGUAACCAGCUUCUUCCUCCAGUUCAGCCUGGACGGGACGAGAUGGCACGACUACCAAGAGCUCUUCCAAGGAAACUCGGAUGACUCCACCCCUGUGGCCAGGACCUUCCAGCGCAUGGUGGAUGCCCAACACGUGCGCCUCCUGCCCCACGACUUCCACAACGGCAUCUUCCUGCGCCUGGAGUUGUUGGGUUGCGGGAAAGGUGUGGCCCCCUCCUUGGAGCCCCCCACCCCAGAGGACUGUCCAGCUCCCCGGUUCCCCUGCACAUUUUCCGACAUGUGCCUUGAAGGCAGCCAGAGGUGCGACGGAGUGGCUCACUGCCCAGACGGCACUGAUGAGAUCGGCUGUGUGGCUGCAAGCAGCAGGCCACCGCCUGGCGUUUUCAGCCCGUGGAUGUCAGAAACGCAUUGGCAGGUCUCUACGGCCCCACCCACUGUGGUGUCCCCGGGUGGAAGGCCGUCGCCCGAGGCCCCUAGUCCCACUCCGCCAGGUUCUUGCAACGAGCCCCUCGGCCUGGAGGAUGGGCGUGUCCCCUACCAACAGUUGACAGCCUCCUCCCACCAGGAGGGACAUCCCCCGGAUGCCGGACGGCUGAACAGGGUGCCCAGUGGACGGAAAACUGAGCCGGGAUGGAGCCCCCUCCGGUCUGACCCCAACCCCUACUUCCAGGUGGACCUUCUCCAGCCCUUCUUCAUCACAGCAGUGGCCACUCAGGGUGGAGGCAGCUCUGGGGGAUUCGUCGUACGUUAUCGCCUGCUUUAUAGCAACAACGGGGUCCAUUUUCAGAACUACACCAAACCUGGGUAUGGCCCAGUCUCAUCUCUAAAGGCUCAGGUUCUGGAGGGGAAUUCAGACAGCAACACCCCGAGACGGCAGGAGCUCAGCCCGACUCUCCUAGCCCGUUUCCUGCACUUCGUGCCUGUGGAGUACCACCAAAGCGUUUCCUUGCGUCUGGAACUGUUUGGCUGCUCCUGGAAGACGGACCGUGCCGUGGGACGGUUGACCUCUGCCAGCCGCAGCCCCGCCCCAGGAAUAAUCCGUACGAGACCCAGUGAAGCCUCAUCUCCUCCUGAGAAGCCCAUUGGCACCCCUGCCCGGUUGCCACCUUCCACCAAACCGGAGACCACGACAGUUUCCCAUACAGGCGUUACGGGGUUGACCCCUUCUCGGCAGUUCCAGAAAACCACCAUGCCAGCUGCUUUAUCCACGGUGAUGCCCGGUAUUCGCUGGUCCACUUCUCGGCCGCUGGUGACUCCUGGAUCAACCAGUGCCUCUGGAGUGCCCACGUGGCAUAUUCUCCCGCACAGCCCUGGAACCCCUGGAUGGAGGCCCACCUUGUCAGUGCCCACUCUCAUGCCCUCUGCUGGGAUGGCGCGGGUCCUUUGCACACAAGGACAAUUUACCUGCGAGACCUUUGGCUGCGUAGAGGCCGCUUCCGUCUGCGACGGGCAGCCGGACUGCGCCGACAGCUCAGACGAGGCCCACUGCGGUGAGUGCGUGCCAAGCACUGGGAAGGAUCCUCUGUUGGUCUUGUUGCCGCUUGGCCCCCCCAGCGCCUGCUCCUCCAAGCAGUUCUCCUGCCAGAGUGGGGAGUGCCUGAGCCAUGAACGCCGCUGCGACCUGCGCCAGGAUUGCCAGGACGGCUCCGACGAAGCCAACUGUGUGGACUGCAUCCUGUCUCCCUGGAGCCUCUGGAGCGAAUGCAGCCGGUCCUGCGGGCUGGGGGUGACCUUCCGGCGCCGCGACCUUCUCCGCAAUGCUCUCCCGGGGGGACGUUGCGACCGGGAUGAAUUCGAUAGCCGCUCCUGCUUCCUCCGAGCCUGUCCAGUGAACGGAGGCUGGGCCUCCUGGGGCGAGUGGUCUGACUGUGAUGCCGAGUGCCGGGGCGGCGUCAGGAGUCGCACCCGGACCUGCGCUGACCCCCCACCCAAGAACGGAGGAGAGCUGUGCCCCGGAGAUGCCGUCCAGAUGGAGACAUGCAACCAACAGCCCUGCAGAGAUGCUCGGGACUGCGGUCCAGAUAUGGUCUUCGUGCAAGCUGGGCAUUGUGCCCGCGGCCUGGUGGACCCUUGCCCGCAGACUUGCCGCCAGUUGAGUGUCCAGAAGUCAUGCCAGAGCAGCUGCGUGGAGGGGUGCCGGUGUCCCCCCGGGCUCUUCCUGCAGGAGGGGGGCUGUGUGAACAUCAGCCAGUGCCACUGCUUCUUCGACCACAACCACCGUCGGCCGGGGGAGAUCUUCCUGCGGGACAACUGCAGUCAGUGCGUUUGUCUGGAUGGCACGGUGACCUGUGACACGGUGUCCUGUCCCGUGAAGUGCGGCUGGUCGGCUUGGUCUCCGUGGACCCCCUGCAGCCGGAGUUGCAGAGUCGGGAUGCAGCAAAGGUUCCGAUCCCCCUCCAAUCCAGCAGCUGCCAACGGGGGUGCCCCGUGCCAAGGAGAUGCCCAGGAGGUGCGUGAAUGUCUCACAAUCUGUACCACAGAAAUUCCCUUGCUCUGGAGCGACUGGACCCCCUGGUCCCCCUGUUCCAAGACCUGCUUUUAUGCCCCGGAUCUGGUUGGCAUGCGAAAACGAUUCCGGCAUUGCAAUGGUACCGCACAGGUUGUGGGGUGCGACGGAGAGACAGUGCAGGAAGAGGAGUGUGACACACCUCUCUGCCCAGUGGAGGGGAUCUGGACUCCUUGGUCGGGCUGGUCUCCCUGCUCUGCGCUCUGUGACUCCGGAGUUCAAACUCGCGACCGCACCUGCUCCAAGCCUUCCUAUGGGGGUCCAGGCUGCUCAGGACCCCUGAUCCAGACGCGGGAUUGCAACACGCAUCCCUGCAGAGCUCAGUGCCCGGCCAACAUGGUAUACCUGACAGCGGAGGAGUGCCGGCGGAAAGGAGGCGCUUGCCCCCGGCUCUGUUUGGACCGGGGCACCCAGGUGGAGUGUGCCUCCCCGUGCCGGGAUGGCUGCCAUUGCCUUGAGGGUCUCUUCCUCCAGAACGGAUCCUGCGUGCCGCUCAGCCAGUGCCCGUGUUACUACCAAGGGGAGAGUUACCCGCAGGGCAGCACCAUCCGCCGAGACUCUUGCAACUGUAGCUGGACCUCCUGGUCCGUUUGGAGCUCCUGCAGCCGGACUUGCAAUGUGGGUACCCGUCGGCGGUACCGUGAUGCCCCCGAGCUGGAAGGACAGAAAUGCCAGGGCUCCAAGGUGGAGAUUGAAUUCUGCAGCCUACAGCCAUGCCCAGGGUCCAGCGUAGAAUGGGGACCCUGGUCGGCUUGCUCGGUGCCCUGUGGGGGUGGCUACCGAAACCGAACGAGAGCUGGCAUCACCAUCUUGGGCCGGAUUGAUUUCUCAACCUGCAACCUUCAGCCGUGCAAAGGUGAGAUUCCAGGCACCUGUCCGGCGGGGAAAGUAUGGCGAGAGUGUGCCGACGGGGCAGCUUCCUGUGCAGAGCUCAGCACAGAUGAAGACGCUGGACAGACGGCCUGCCAGCCGGGGUGCUACUGCCCCAACGGCACCGUCUUGUUGAACAAUCUGUGUGUGCCGAUGGAGCAAUGCCCGUGUGCCGUAGAGGGGAGGAUCUAUGCUCCCGGCGAAGCGGUGGCCAAAGGUUGCGAGAACUGUUCUUGCAUCGGUGGGCAGGUGGCAAAUUGCAGCCGGGCAGCCUGCGGUGACGUGAACGGACAGUGGACCGAUUGGACCCCCUGGAGCGAAUGCUCGGCCUCCUGUGGGCUGGGACUACAAAACCGCCACCACUUCUGCACGGAUCCUGCCCCGUCCGGGAUCGGAUUGCCCUGCCUGGGUCCGGAACGCGAGGACCAAGCCUGCCAACUCCAGCCAUGUGCCCACUUGAACUGUUCUGUUUUGGAAGACUCGGUUUACAGCCGCUGCGGCCCUCCCUGUCCCCGCUCUUGUGAUGACCUCGUGCACUGCGCGUGGGCAUGUGAACCGGGCUGCUACUGCACCGGGGGGAAAGUCUUGCAUGGGAACGGCUCGGCGUGCGUGGAAAAAGCGAGCUGCACCUGUCUAGACCUGCGCACUGGACGACGGUACCCGCCGGGAGCAGUCGUGCCCCGUGCCGACAGUUGCAACAAUUGUACCUGCUCUGACGGGAAGCUGGUUUGCACCAACCAGGCCUGUUCUGUGCCAGGCGGCUGGUGUGACUGGGCGCCAUGGAGCCCCUGUUCUCGGACAUGUGGCAGCGAGAUGGUGACCCGCUACCGAACUUGCAGCUGCCCCAAGCCCCAGCAUGGGGGCCGUGAGUGCGAGGGGGCCCAGGAGUAUCACGGAGACAGUGGAGUCCAGCUGCAGAGAAGAGCAUGUCUCGUGACAAGUUUCUGCCCAGUCAAUGGUGGCUGGUCCUCGUGGAGCGCCUGGUCUCCCUGCAACGUCUGCCACGGUGUGUCAACGAGGACUAGGGAAUGCAACAAUCCUCCUGCUCGGUUCGGUGGUACGGUGUGUCCUGGAGAAGCUCACCAAAGCCGGCAGUGCCAUGAUGGAGUUACCUCCUGCGAUGACUGCCGAGGUGGCCAGGUCUCCUUCCCCUGUGGCAAGCCGUGUCCGCGUACCUGCGAGGACCAGCAGCCUGAUGUCGCCUGCGUGGAGAGUCCCGGGUGCCAACACGCUUGUGCCUGCCCGGAUGGACAGCUGCUCCAGGACGGGAUGUGCGUGGCACCAUCUCAGUGCCGUUGCAAGUACCAGAUGCCCUGGCUGGGUGUCCCCGAAGAUAGGAACCUCUCCUCCUGGUUGGGACUCCCCAAAUGGGAGUAUGCUCAGCCCGGGGAGACAAUCUAUGCACCCUGCCAGAACUGCACCUGUGUAGAUGGGCACUUGCAGUGCCGGGCAGACUCCUGGUGCCGCCUGGAUGGUGGGUGGUCCAGCUGGGGACGAUGGUCUCCCUGCAGCCAGAGCUGUGGGGAAGGUGUCCAGUACCGUUUCCGGGAAUGUAGCAAUCCGCCACCACAAAAUGGAGGCCAGGGCUGCGCCGGUGGCGGUGAACAGCAGAGACCGUGCCAGAAUCCAGAAGAAUGUCCAGAGGAGGAAGCCUGGGACCCCUGGAGCCCGUGGUCCCCCUGCAGCGUCUCCUGUGGAGGGGGAGAGCAGAUGCGAAGCCGACGUUGUCGCCAGCCAGAUUGCCGGGGUUUGUCGUCGCAAAGCAAGACCUGCAACACGCACGUCUGUCUUGAGGUGGGCUGCCCCGUGGGCCGCCUCUACCGGGAGUGCCUGGCCGAAGAAGGGUGCCCCUAUAGCUGCGCCCACCUCACCCGGCAGAUGGACUGCUUCUCGGAUGGCUGCGAGGAGGGGUGCCACUGUCCGGCGGGCACCUACCAGCACAAGGGGGCAUGCGUCCAGGAGUGCCCCUGCGUCCUGAGCGAGGAGGUUCUCCAGGGGUUUCGGAGACAUUCGUCUGAGACUCCAGAUACGCCUCUGGUCAUCCUGACUGCUGAUGGCCAACGUGUCUCUGCAGAAGAAGAAGUCGCCCCCAACAGUAUCAUCUCUGCCGCCUGCAGCAACUGCUCCUGUCACAACGGCCAGCUGGAUUGCAUGUUCACCCUCUGCCCCGUGGACGGGGGUUUUACGGCAUGGACCGCCUGGUCUCCCUGCUCCUUGACCUGCGGCGGGUUGGGCAACAUGACCAGGACACGCGAUUGCACCCGUCCGAAGCCUGCUAAUGGUGGGAAGGAUUGUGUCGGCCCUCGGACGGACAUCAAAUACUGCCAGACCCUAGACUGCAAAGGUGAGGGCCAGAAAUGGCCACCGCGGGGGGUUUGUGGAGAGGAGGAAGAGGAGGGCCUGACCCCCUGGUCCCCCUGGACACCCUGUUCCAAGACCUGCAGCGAUCCUGACCUCCCCGCCGUCAAAACCCGUCGGCGGUUUUGCCUGGGAGGAAACGGCUGCGCGGGAGACACCGUGCAGGAACGAGAAUGCAACUUGCCGCAGUGCACAGAGACCCCCGUGUGUGAGGACAAAGAUUGCUUCGGCCUGAACUGCACCUGGAACCCCUGGUCCUCCUGGAGCGAGUGUUCCCGCAGCUGUGGGGUCGGGCAGCAGCAGCGUCUGCGCACCUACCACCCUCCCGGCCAAGGUGGGCACUGGUGCCAAGACAUCCUGACGGCCAAUUUGGAGAGGCGUUUCUGUAACCUGCCGGCUUGUAAAGUGGAUGGGGCCUGGUCGAAGUGGAGUCCCUGGUCGUGGUGUGACCGGACCUGUGGGGGUGGGCGCUCCGCCCGCACGAGGACUUGCACCAGCCCACCCCCCAAAAAUGGAGGGCGCCACUGCCCUGGCGAGAAGUACCACGUGCGCGUUUGCAACCCUCAUCCCUGUGAGGAGACAUGCCCUCCCAUGAUGCACUGGGUGGGGUGUGCCAACGAGUGUCCCCGGCAUUGCUGGGACCUCCAGGAAGGCAUCGUGUGCCAGGAGAAAGAAGCCUGCGAGCCUGGAUGUCGCUGCCCUGAUGGUACGUUGGAGCAAGAUGGCACCUGCGUCCCCCUCACCCACUGCGAGUGCACCGAUGCCCAAGGACACAGUUGGGCACCAGGCAGCCAGUACGACGUUGGCUGCAAUAAUUGCACGUGUGCCCCUGGAGGGAGGAUUCUCUGCACCAACUACACCUGUCCUCCCACCGAGUGCAUCUGGAGUCUCUGGUCCAGUUGGUCCCAGUGUAGCGUCACCUGUGGGAAUGGCCUGCGCACCCGCUUCAGGACUCCUACCUCCGGUUCCUGGGCCCCCGACUGCCUGAUGGAGCAGGUGCAGACCCACCCCUGUGCCUUGGAUUCUUGCCCCCCUCUGUGCGUGCACGAGGGCCGGGAGACCAGCCUGGGCAGCACCUGGCUCCUCGGGGAGUGCCAGCAGUGCAUUUGUACCCCGGAAGGCAUUUAUUGCCUAGACAUUACCUGCAUAGAUUGUCCCUGGAGUCCCUGGACCCCCUGGACUCACUGCUCGUGCAGCUUCCUGGUGCAGCAGCGCUACCGGAACCAGCAAGGCUGGGAAACUGACCGGGAACCGUGCCUGGGACUGGAUGGGCAAUUCCGGAUGUGCAAUUAUUCCCAGUGUUCAGAGUCCAGCUGUGACCCCCCCUUUGAAUUCCGGGCGUGUGGCUCUCCCUGCGACAGCCACUGCUCCACCUUGAAGAGCCCUGAGUUGUGCAAGGACAUUCCACGCUGCUUACCUGGUUGUUACUGCCCGCAGGGCCUGUUGGAGCAGAGGGGUUCAUGUGUGCCCCCAGCGCAGUGCGCGUGUCUCCACCCCCACCAGGCAGGAGGGCCCGUGUUUAUGGCAGCCGGAGACUCCGUUCUGAUUGGCUGCAAGAAAUGCGUGUGCCAGGCAGGAGAACUCCAAUGCAGCAGCCAGGGUUGCCAAGGGCUGCUACCGUUGAGUGGCUGGUCACCAUGGACAGCCUGUUCUGACUGCUUGCUGCUGGUGGCCCUCGGGCCCCGGGUCUUCCCUGCUCUGUUGGCCCAGACCUCCUGGCCUUCCCUGCCAGCCCAGGUCUCCGUUCAGUACCGCUACCGGUUCUGCCUCGACCCGCAGACCGGCCAAAUUUGGAGGGGCCCAGGCGGCCUUUGCAUCGCGGAGCUGGAGGAGCAACAACUUUGCGUCGAUGAGACCAGUGCCUGCCAAGAUUUCUGCCAGUGGAGCGAGUGGGGGGUGUGGAGCCCCUGCCGGGCCCCCUGCAGCGGGGGGUUCCGUCUGCGCCAGCGGGUCGCCCUGAACUCUAAUGCGGAACAGGACUGCAAGGGACUGCGAUUCCAGUCGGAGACUUGCAACAUGGCCCCUUGUCCAGGAGAGACCUGUGAGGACCGGGGCAAGGUGUACGAUGCGAAUUGUGCCAACAACUGCCCACGCACCUGCCUGGAUUUCUGGGAGCAUGUCCAGUGUCUGCAGGGACAAUGCAGGGGAGGAUGCCGAUGUCCUGAGGGGCAGCUUUUGCAGGAUGGGUUCUGCGUGGCGAUCCCAGCUUGCCGCUGCGGGCUCCCCACGGCGAAUGGCACCAUGGAAGUUCUCCCUGGCCAGUCGGCAGGACUGGAUUGCCACAACUGCACCUGCCAGAACGGUUCCUUCUCCUGCCCGGAAGAGAACUGCCCGUUUUAUGGUGUGUGGUCGGCGUGGAGCCCUUGCUCGGCCACCUGUGGAGGGGGCACCACUCUGAGGCAUCGGUCCUGCCACGAGAACCUCCAGGGAGCAGCCUGCAAAGCUGAGGCCAUGGAAGUUUCCAUGCCCUGCAACUCCCAGCCCUGCCCAGCUGGCUGCAUGUUCAGUGACUGGACUGCCUGGAGCCCCUGCAGCGCCAGCUGUGGAGGAGGAGUCUCCGAGAGGCACCGCCAGCUGCUCCCCCCUCUGAGGGAGCCCUGCCUUUCCCCUCUCCUGCAGCGCCGCAUAUGCCACUUGCAGAAUUGCACACUGGAAUGCCCUGGGACUCAGGUCUACCGCAAUUGUGCCAACGCCUGUCCAUACACCUGCUCCGAUCUGCGGCCAGAAGCUCAGUGCAUGCAAGAGGACUGCCAACCUGGAUGCAUUUGCCCACCUGGCCAGGUGCUGCAAGGCAUGCUGUGUGUCCCCGUGGAAGAGUGCCGGUGCGUGAUCGGCCAGGUGCCUGCUGUGCCCUGGGCUGCCAACUUAUCUGAGGAAGAGCGCACCCGGGAGCAUGGGCCUGGCAGUACUUUCCAACAUGAAUGCAACACCUGUGUCUGCCAGAGGGGCGUCUUCAUCUGCACCCAGGAGAACUGUGAUGUGCCCUGUGUCUGGUCCGAGUGGUCUCCAUGGUCCCCCUGCCCCGUGACCUGCGGCUCCGGCAACCAGCUCUCCCGGCGCCACCCGAUCCAGCCGCGCAUGUUCAAUGGGGCCGAAUGCCAGGGGCCAUCGGUACGCUGGGCACCGUGCUCUCUCCCGGAUUGUGCCUGCCCAGAGGGGGAACACCGACAGCCCGCUGUUCCGUCGACUGCCUGUGAGCGCAGCUGCCGUCAGAUCUACGUGGAGCUUCCCCGAAAUUGCAGCUGGGGGCCGGUGCAGGGUGCCUGCAUGUGUCUGCCUGGGCACUACCGCAACAGCAGUGGACACUGCGUGGUGGCUGCCCUCUGCGAGUGUGAGGAGGGAGGCCAGGUGUACUUGGAUGAAGUCAAAGUGCGGGAGCUGGGCUCUUGCUGCCCCAUCUGCCGGAAGGACUCUGACGCCGAACGUCACCCCCACUGCCGACACUUCACUGAACGUCGCAACAUCACCAAGGGGCUCUGCUUCCUGGCCGGCGUGGAGGUGGGCUUUUGCAAGGGGCAGUGUGCUUCCCAUACCAACGUCAUCCCGGAGGAACCCUACCUGCAGACCGUCUGCGACUGUUGCAGUUACCGACUGGAUCCGGUCAGCCCGGUGCGCAUCCUGAACCUGCAGUGCCCACGCGGUGAGACAGAGCCCGUGGUGCUGCCAGUUAUCCGUGGGUGCGAAUGUAGCAGCUGCCAAGGCAUGGAUGGUGGAAAUGGUUCCAGAAGGAUGUACGGAUGUCGCUAUGACAUUGACAAUCGCUAUCAGAUUUCCGAAACCUGA